CUGAAGUCAGCCGAAUCGCCCAAAGAAUGCACCUUCUACCUUGCUAUCUAUAAUUGAAGACCAAAUACAGAGAAUAAGAUGUCAAACAGAAAACUACAGAAAGAAGUCGAAACUAUCUUUAAAAAGAUACACGAAGGUCUAGAUCUCUUCAACUACUACUACUCGCGUCAUGAGUCGUCAACGAAUGACUCACAGCGAGAAAAGUUGGAGAGUGACUUGAAAAAAGAGAUCAAAAAGCUCCAAAAGUUCCGAGAUCAGAUAAAAACCUGGCAAGGCAAUGACUCCUUGGAAGCGACAAUAGCUUCGCUGAAACUACAAGAACAUCGAAGACUUGUGGAGGAAGCUAUGGAGUGCUAUAAGGAGGUGGAGAAGAACUCAAAAAUGAAGUCUUUCUCAAACCAGUCCAUCAUGUUAGCUUCUCUCGACAAUGGAGAACACGAAUUAUCACCAGAAGUUGAAGAUGCUUAUGAAUACUUAGCCGGAGUCACUGAUGAAUUACUGGAACAAAAUGAACAGUUAGAAAGCGAGUAUGAAAAAAUAUCGCAGAAGAAGGUGAGAAAGAACAAUCUUCUGAUAAUUGAAGAAAGAAAGCAGGAACUUGAAAACUUAAGACAGCGCAAUGAGUUUCAUAUUGCAAAAAUUGAAUCUGUCAUGUCUUAUCUCAAAACUAAUAAGAUAUCUGUGCAGCUGAUAUGGGAGAUUCAAGAGGAUUUGAACUUUUACGUUGAAUCCAAUCAAGAGCCAGACUUUAUUGACGAUGAAACUCUCUACGACCAUCUUAUCAAAGAGGCUCGUGAAAACCAAGAAAACAAGACGAACGUCAUGAAUGAGAUUCCAGCUCAUGCGGACCCCACUCUAUUGCACAAUGAAGAAUAUUCUGCUCCGAAUGGCUCAUCUGACUCGGUGACAAAAUCUCAAGCUCCUAAGCUAAAAUUCGCUUCUGAAGCGUCAGCAAGUUCUUCUGAAUCUCCUCUGGUAUCGGAGAUACCGUCUAAACAGGUGAUGACGCCAAAAGCCAAACUCACCGGCAAAUCUCUCGUUCUUGAACCUUCUAGUCCCGCAUUUGUCACUACUCUCAAGCCAGCCUCUGCGCCAUCCAAGCCUGUUGCUGGCUUGAAAUGGUCAAUUGCUGCUGCAGGUACGUCUCAAAAUGGCGAUACCCCGCCCCCAUCUCCAUUUUUAUCUCAGGAAAAAAGCGUGCCUCUAAAAUAUUCAGACAAUAUCAAGGAAGAGCCAAAUGUUGCUAUUUCAACUGAGGGCUCUAAGAUUAUUCCAGACACCUAUACGAACGAUCAAAACGAGAUUGAUGCAUCUUCGGAGUUACUUUCUCUCCUCACCAAAAACGAGGAGUACUCGCCUUAUUUGGAUGUUUUGCAAAACUCUAAUUUGGGAGUAGUUGAACUAGAAUUUUUCAAAGAUGUGGAAAUGCUUAAAUCUCCAUCUGGAAUCCAGGAGUUUGCUUCAUCCUUUAUUGCUGCAAACAAAUUAAGUCAAUCAGGUAUGUUCCUCAAAAAGCAAAUCAAGUAUAGCCCGUUCUCAGACGCUUUGAGUAAGCCAUACUUGCCUCAAGAGGGGCUUGGAAGUGGCUUGAGCUGCUUUAGGCCACCGUUAUUCUCAAGCAAGCUUCAUAGCUAUUGGAGUCGUACUAGGAUGAGCAAUCGAUUCAAUCAGUUACUCGACGAGAUCCAAUCUCUAGAAGAUCAAAAUACCCCUGAAAGCUCAGAUUUGGCCAAGGAUUUAGUGAUGGUCUUGUUUUAUGGUUAUUAUUACGGAUAUCUUCCGUUGGAGAACAUCAUUGCCGAGUCUUUGCUUCAAAGACUAGGGUGGAAGCCAUAUUGUUUUAGUGCUGAAGCUGCAGCUUCGCCGAUUUCAACGGUUCAAAAUAUUCUUUGGUUUAAGAAGAUUUCGAGAUCAGUGCAACACUCAGAUGAAGGGUUGGACAUUGACUCAGGAGACUUCAUGGUUUUUGAUGUCAAUUCUUGGGAAAUAAGCGUGAAGUUCGGUUUCAGAUUUGAUCCUCGCUUGAGCCGAAACAAUCCAGCUACAACUUUAGCUUGAGAAAGAUUUUUUUAUACUAUUGAAUCUUAGAAAGAACAAUCUAUUUAGUUUACUUUAUUUCUUAUUUUCUUGUGCUCAGCUGUGAAUUUUCUCUUAUCGAGUUGUUUCGCUUGUAAGUAUAAUUUGUGUGUGUUCACACUCAAAUUCACUACUUAAAAUUUCCAGAUCAGAUACCAAUUUGUUGUCUCGCC
Metschnikowia bicuspidata var. bicuspidata NRRL YB-4993 is the source of this 2249-nucleotide messenger RNA. It is a transcript of the gene NOT3, whose product is annotated as CCR4-NOT core subunit. The record is from RefSeq and is a predicted model, not a curated record. NCBI's taxonomy places the organism in Eukaryota, Fungi, Ascomycota, Pichiomycetes, Serinales, Metschnikowiaceae. Gene Ontology annotation, biological process: nuclear-transcribed mRNA poly(A) tail shortening; regulation of DNA-templated transcription. Bases 79 to 2058 code for a protein of 659 amino acids. Gene Ontology annotation, cellular component: P-body; nucleus; CCR4-NOT core complex. The transcript has 2 exons.